Messenger RNA from Tilletiaria anomala UBC 951, 1734 nucleotides. RefSeq lists its product as uncharacterized. The record is from RefSeq and is a predicted model, not a curated record. The coding region runs from base 317 to 1693 and encodes 458 amino acids. NCBI's taxonomy places the organism in Eukaryota, Fungi, Basidiomycota, Exobasidiomycetes, Georgefischeriales, Tilletiariaceae. The transcript has a single exon.
GGUGAUGCUUCGAGGCUGACCAGGUGCGCACGCCCGGCCCUCGUAGCUGCACAUCGAGCAAAAAGCCGUUCCACAAUUUUUGUCAGAAGGCUUCACGCUAAAUGAGGAAGACGUGCGCAACUCUGCGGUCCCCGGCGAGCUAGGGGUGGUGCGGCAUGGAGAUGCGAAGAGCCGCGACUCCUCGGAACACAAAUUGAAGCAGCGACUGCAUCGCCUGAAUCAAGAAAAGGAACGGCAAGGUACACCCACGACACCUGGGGACACCUCCUAUUCAUCCAUCGGUGGGUUGUCCCCGACACAGUUGCUGCCACCUUCCAUGUCGCCGUCCAAGCUUCCGCCUCAGUAUGCGGUGCGGCCACAGCCGCCUCUUCCGCCACCGCAUCAGCAGCUGAAGCAGAUGCAACGCCAGAAGUCGGCCACACAGACGCCUCAACCGCAUACGACCACCGUGGUCGGCGCUCAGCCCCAGCGUCUCCUGCCAGUGCCAUCUCCUCAGAUGAUCCACGGCGCAGGGCCAUCCCCCUACCCUGCGCACACAUCCAUACUGCCGCCAGGCGUGCAAUUCCCUCCUGUCCCUGGCAUCGGCCCUCCAUUUUCGCAUCCCACUACAUUCCCGACCGGUUCACUUCCCUUUGGGCAGUCGCCCAUCGGAGGAUCGGCGUCGCAACCAGGAUCAUACCCAUCAACACCAAUGCAUGGGUUUCCACACUUUGGGCAGCAACGACCGGGCAUGUUGCCGCCAGGCUUUCCAUCCCUGCAUGGCUACGGCGCUGGGCCAUCCGGCUUGGCGCAUGCGAUGUCAUUUUCUUCGCCCCAGGCCACCCCCGGCGCGCCUGGCUACGCGCCUUUUGGUACUCCCGGGCAUCCCGGAAUGGCAAGUCUGUCCAUGGAUCAGGAUGUCCCGCCUCCAGAGGAAGUGCAAGCACAAGCGCCGCCGCCAGCACUCAGACCAGCAUCUUACUUCGCACAGAUCAUCAAUCCUGUCGUACCAUGGGCGCUGAACGGAAUCCGUCGACCGCACGCCAUUCCUUUCUUCUUGAUCGACGUGCAAUGGCGACAGGUUGGAGCCCCGCGGACUCUCGAAAAGUACACCGCAGAAAUCGUCCACGAGACCAUCGUUGUCGACAGCAGCCGCCUCAAGCAGCACAUGAUUCGGGUGCGCAAAGGGCAACACGUGGCAACACGGCGGCGACAGCCUGGGAAGCUUGAAUUGGCCUCUGUGAAGAUCCGGUUUGUGCUCCGCGAAUUCGACGACCCUGAUGCACAGACGCCCAUCAGCGAGCGGCCGAAGUCCAACGGACCGGGAGGCGAGGAUGACAACAACAGCAUUGAAUGCCUGAAUGCCCAGGACCCAGCCGAGCAUCGCAACAAGCUUGACUUCCUAGUGAAUGUGAUGCAGGACGGUGCGCAGGUCGGCAAGCUUAGGCGCGGCGUCAUAGAAGCGCCCGGCGAGAUCAACGGCACUCAUGAGAAAGUAGAGCGAGACGGAGUACAGAAUAGCUGGGCGUCAAUCGUCUUUGAGCCUAAGCUAAAGGUGGGGCUUAACACCAUGGACAUCGAUGUUGAACCGUCUCCACCGUGUCCCGAGCUGUGCGCACUAAUCGUAGAUGAAAGCGCGCCCGUAGAGCUGCGAGAUAGGGCAAAGGUGCUCAAGCUGCUCAAGGAGAGAUACAGGCUCUUUCUGUAUGUAUAGUCGCUCUCAAUUGGUACUCAACACGCAAAUGCAUUACAAAG